CUGUCAUUUUGAAUGACUGUUGUUUGUUAUUGUAUUAAUCUAACCUCUAUUUACAAUUACAAUGAAAGUAUAAACUUAAAAACUAAUAACUUACCACAAAUUAAUUCAUUAGGCUCACGGAACUGAGAAAUGAAUUUCUGAUGUGGCAUACAUAUUUUUUUAUCUUAAUAUACCCAUUAUUUGUUCAGUAAACUUACUUCAAUUACUAAUUCCUUCUUCCUUCAUUAUCAUUUCUGUAUUUACAAACCUUUGACCUUUGAUCUUAUUUUAGUAAAACUCAUGAACAAUAAAUUAGCUACUCUCAAUCAAUAUCAAACUAUAAAGUAACUAAAACUCGUCUUGAUUCCAUCGUUAUAGGCCUUAUGAGUUAUGACAAUGUUGAGUGGAAAAUUAGCUCUUGUCACCGGUGGGGGAAGUGGAAUCGGACGGGCAGCUUGUCAGCUAAUGGCCAAAGAAGGAGCCAGAGUUGUGGUUUCUGACUUUGAUCUCAAAUCUGCAGAAAGUACUGUUUCUCUUCUUACUGGUGAUGGUCAUUUGCCGCUGCAGCUAGACGUGAGUGACACUAUUAAGGUCAGAGAGGUCGUGACCAAGGUCAUAUCUCACUUCUCACAACCUCCCACAGUACUGGUCAACUCAGCUGGUAUCACUCGGGAUGCAUUCCUUCUCAAAAUGACCGACGAUCAGUUCCAGCAGGUGUUUGAUGUUAACGUAAAAGGAACAUACGCAGUUACCAAGGCAGUGUGUGAGGCAUUGGCAACCAACAAACAAACAGGCUCAGUAGUCAACAUAGCCAGUGUGGUGGGCCAGACUGGCAACAUGGGCCAGAGUAACUACGCUGCUAGCAAAGCUGCCGUUGAGGCCUUCACUAAGAGUGUUGCCAAGGAAAUGGGAUUUUGUGGGGUCCGCUGCAAUGCUGUAGUACCAGGUUUCAUACAAACUCCAAUGACAGACAGUACUGUACCUGAUAAAGUCAAACAGAUGUUUACGUCGCAGAUACCUCUAGCUCGCAUGGGCACUCCUCAAGAGGUUGCUGAAGUCAUAGUUUUCCUUGCGUCUGAACGGUCGUCCUACAUCAACGGGGCUUCAAUCAAUGUUACGGGUGGUUUAUGAAUUCAAAGCAUUGUUUUAUACACAAGUUAGUCUUACCAAUAAUUGUUAUAUUUUACACAUAUAUUUUAUUUUAAUAUUAUUAUAUUGUUAUUG
Molecule: messenger RNA, 1203 nt
Organism: Macrosteles quadrilineatus (aster leafhopper)
Lineage: Eukaryota; Metazoa; Arthropoda; Insecta; Hemiptera; Cicadellidae
Product: estradiol 17-beta-dehydrogenase 8-like
Molecular function (GO): oxidoreductase activity, acting on the CH-OH group of donors, NAD or NADP as acceptor
Source: RefSeq, a predicted model, not a curated record